AUGGCUGCUAGCAGCAGCAGCAGCAAUGGCGUUGGCGGGAUCCAUAGCAGUAGCGGCAGCAGCAGCAGCAUUGGCAGCAGCCGUAGCGGCAGCAACGGCAGAGGUGACGGCAGCACCAGCAGCAGCGGCGACGGCAGUGGUUGCUGCAACGCAGAAGGUGGCAUGCAGGAAGUGUUUGCGUCGCUGUGGGGCAAGGAGAUUUUCUGCCCAUUGGGCAUGGAGGAGGAGACGUCCCUGCCGCCCGUCAUCGCCAAGUUCAACUUUGUAGAGGUGCUGCGCAGCGUACAGGACCAGGGCGUCGGCAUCAUUUUCAUAUCUGUGAGGUGGAAGUGGCAGCAGCCCGACCCGGAGGGCUUUGAUUUCACAGUCAUGAACUAUGUCCAGGAGCAGGUGUGCGGCCAGGGGCUCAAGCUGGCGGUGGUGCUGGACACCGACGCGACGCCCACCUGGGUGGCGCGCCGCUUCCCAGACGGCGUGCUGAGGGACGUGCUGAAUCUGACCCGCGGCGCGGCCACCUUCAACCACGCGGGCGCGCUGGAGCUGGCGCACGCCUGGCACGAUGCGGUGCUCAGGCAGCUGGCAGCCAACAACGCCUCCUGCAUCCACUCCAUCCAGCCCAGCUUCAACAACGAGUAUGAGUCAAAGUACUCGCAGGAGCGUGACGCGCCCCAGGAUUACAGUCCGGCGGCAGCACUGGCAUUCCGGGAAUAUGUGAAGGGCGUGCGCGCUGGGCUGGGGCACUGGAACCAGCGUUGGGCCACCAGCUUUGAUGACUGGGAAGCUGUGGAGCCGCCCAAGUUUUACCAGCAUGGGGAGCACUACAACUCCACCAUGACCGACCUGUUUUACUGGGACUGGCAGCACUUCAGGCACAAGCGGCUGCACUCGGUGCACGAGGCCUGCUGCCAGCGGAUUGCAGCCCACGGCUUCCGCUGCAUCAUGCACUUCCCAGAAGUCUUCAACAGCGGGCACGCCAUCUACGGCGCAAGCGCGGUGUUCACGCUGGCUGCCAGCCCCUGGCUGGACUACAUCAUCAUCGACUCCAACUUUGUGACCAUGUCAGUGCGGCCCAACGACGUCAGGAUUGUGCAGAUACUGCUGAGCGCCAUGAAGCCCUUUGCCAAGCCCGUCUUCUUUGAAGGGGCUUUCGAGCAGAUUGCCGACCCCAAGCUGCACCGGCAGGCGGUGCAGCUGACGGCGGCGUCCGGCGCGCACGGCAUGGGCUUCACCAACUGGCUGGACCGUGUCAACCACACCACCUUCUUCCGGGACACCCUCCGCGACAUGCCCGCCACCCCUGCCUGCGGCCCGCCUGUGGCCAUCCUGACGCCGUACCGCUCUUAUGUUGCGUUCAAGGGGGCGCCCUUUGCGAAUGCCGAGACCCGCGAGCUGGCGGCCAAUGACCCACAGCAGGACCUGCUGUUUGCAUGCCUGGACGUGCUGGAGAAGGAGCUGCCGUCGCUGGCUGGCCUGCAGAUAUUUGGUGUGCCCACCAUGCUGCUGCCGGUGCUCCAAAACUUUGAGCAGGUGUGGUAUGUGGAGCCCGACGUGCUGCUGUCGGGCGAUGCAAGCACCAUCGCCAGGAUCCAGGAGCGUGCUGGAGCGCUGGGUGUGCCGCUGCGCAGCUGCAUAGAGAAGAAGGCGCCACCGAUUGUCCUCCCUGAGUGCUGUCCGAGCUUAUAG
Chlorella variabilis is the source of this 1683-nucleotide messenger RNA. RefSeq lists its product as hypothetical. Gene Ontology annotation, cellular component: beta-galactosidase complex. The record is from RefSeq and is a predicted model, not a curated record. The transcript is spliced from 3 exons. Lineage: Eukaryota; Viridiplantae; Chlorophyta; Trebouxiophyceae; Chlorellales; Chlorellaceae. Gene Ontology annotation, biological process: carbohydrate metabolic process. Bases 1 to 1683 code for a protein of 560 amino acids. Gene Ontology annotation, molecular function: beta-galactosidase activity.